CCGCCCGGCCGGCGCUGCGGGCGCCCGGGGGGACGUCCCGGGGCUCCGGGAGGCCAGGCUGCCGCGGGGCGUGGAUGAAAAAGGAUGACAGUGAAGUUGGGGGGCGGCGGCGGCGAGGACGGGCUCAAGAAGCUGGGCAAGCGGUCGGCCGAGGAGGAGGCGCUGGCCGGAGACGCGCCCGGAGGCGCGGACGCGGCCGAGGACGGCGGCACAAAGCGCGACGAGCCGCCCCCCCGGGCCGGCGCCCCCGCGGCCCCCGGCGCAGCGGGCAGCCCCCAGGACCAGCACCACUUCCUCCGGUCCAGCGUGCGGCCGCAGAGCAAGAGGCCCCGCAGGGACCCGCCGGGCGCGGUGGGCGGCGGCAGCUCGGGGCCCCGCGGAAAAGGAGCCGAAGGUGGCGGGUCGUCGUCUGGAAAUGUAUCCGGGGUUGCCCCCAGUGCCCCUGCGGGGGGCUCGCGCUCGUCCUCCCGGAACUUAGGGUCUUCUGGUGCUGAGAAGGAAGAAGGCAAGAAGGUCCGGCGGCAGUGGGAGUCGUGGAGCACGGAGGACAAGAACACCUUCUUCGAGGGGCUGUACGAGCACGGGAAGGACUUUGAGGCGAUUCAGAACAACAUUGCCCUGAAGUACAAGAAGAAAGGCAAACCCGCGAGCAUGGUGAAGAACAAGGAACAGGUCCGGCACUUCUACUACCGAACCUGGCACAAGAUCACCAAAUAUAUCGACUUCAGCAACGUGUUCUCUCGAGGGCUGAAGAAGUCGUCCCAAGAGCUGUACGGCCUAAUCUGCUACGGCGAGCUGCGCAAGAAGAUCGGGGGCUGUAUGGAUGACAAGAAUGCAACGAAGUUGAACGAACUCAUUCAGGUUGGGGCUACGACAGUGCGCUACAAGGGGAGAAAUCUGCGGAUCAAAGCACCCAUGUGUCGGGCUCUGAAGAAGCUCUGUGACCCUGACGGCUUGAGUGACGAGGAGGACCAGAAGCCAGUGCGCCUACCCCUGAAAGUUCCUGUGGAGCUCCAGCCACGGAACAACCACGCCUGGGCCCGCGUGCAGAGCCUUGCUCAGAACCCGCGCCUCAGGAUGAUCGUGGAGCUGCACCGCAAGGUCUCCAGUCUCAUCGAGUUCCUGAAGCAGAAGUGGGCACUACACGAAGUGCGGAUUCGCAAGACGUUGGAGGAGCAUCAAGUGCAGGGCCCAUGCACCACACCAGCACAGGAAAGGGUGACCCUGCACCUGUUCCCAGGCGAGAACUGCACGCUGACACCGCUGCCCGGCGUGGCCCGCGUGGUGCACUCCAAGGCCUUCUGCACGGUGCACUGGCAGGAGGGCGGCCGGUGCAAGCAGAACUCAAAGGACACUCACACGCUGCCCCCCGCCCAGAUCCUGGGCAUCCAGAGCGGGCAGGGUACAGCCCGAGGCCAGGUGAAGUGCCCGCGCAGUGGUGCCGAGGGCAAGGGUGGGGGGCGGCCUCUUCCUACCGAUGCCUCGCAGAGCUCUGGAGAGAGUUCCCCCGAAAGUGGUCCUGGGGAGGGGGCUGCACCAUGCCUGAGCAGCCCAGACGCCGCUGACAGGCCUUCCCCUGGGCACCAGGAAGUGGGGCUGCAGCUUGAGAAGACCUCCGGGGCCCUGGCUGACAGUGGGGAUGGCCCUACGCGGGAGCCAGGGUCCUUGCCAUGUACCUGUGGCCAGCUACCAGACCUGGAUGAUGAGCUCUCGCUCCUCGACCCCCUGCCCCGCUACCUGAAGUCCUGUCAGGACCUCAUCGUCCCGGACCAGUGCCGCUGUGUGGACUCCCGGCCUGGGAGGGAGCCGCCUCCUCCUAGUGCAGCCGCUUCCCCAGAGACGCGUGUCCCCGGCGGUGAGGAGGCUGCCGACUUCACCCCACCUGGCCCAGAGCCUCUGCCCGGCCCUGGGCUCCCACCAGAUGUUUGCACUAAAGACUCUGCAGACACGCCCAUGGAGGAGCCCAGGGAGAAGGGAAGCCCCUCAGAGCCACCGCCUCAGGGACAGCCCCCUCCCACCAGGCCCCUGAAGGAGCUCCCGGCCAGCCGGCUGGCCCAGCAGCUCCGGGAGGAGGGCUGGAACCUGCAGACCUCUGAGAGCCUCACGCUGGCCGAAGUCUACCUCAUGAUGGGCAAGCCCAGCAAGCUGCAGCUGGAGUACGACUGGCUGGCCGUGCUGGGCCCCGAGGGCCGCCCCGGCUCCCCACCCGCCGUCCACAGGCAGCGGCUCCUCAACUGCCUGCUGAGGCUCAUCUCCACUGAGGUCAGCCCCAAGCUGGCUCCAGAAGCAAGUGCUGUGUCCACAGCCUCCAUGAGGCCUGCCCAGGAGGAGCAGUCAGCGACCCCCCCAGGGAAGAUGGUGACCAUGAGCUCUCGGAGCCCCCGCUGCCCUCGAAACCAGUCUACCCUCCGCGGCAGCAAGACCUUCCCGCAGGGCUCCGCGGCCUGCUCCUCAGGUUUGAGAAACCCGCCACGGCCGCUCUUGGUAGCGGGUCCCUCCAGCACAGGCAGCAGUGACUCGGAUGGUGGCCUUUUUGCUGUCCCUACGACUCUGCCCCCUCAUAGUCGGCACGGGAAGCUCUUCUCUCCCAGUAAAGACGCGGAGCUGAGCUUCCGGCAGCAUCUGAACUCCAUCAGCAUGCAGUCGGAUUUCUUCCUGCCAAAGCCCAGGAAGUUGCGGAAGCGCCACCUGCGCAAGCCUCUGGUGGUCCAGAGAAUGCUGCUUCCCAGGCCGUCUGAAAGCCAGUCUCAUAACGUCUGCUCCUUCUCCAUCCUGUCCAACUCCUCCGUAACUGGGAGAGGCUCCUUCCGGCCCAUCCAGUCUGCUCUGAGCAAAGCAGCUGUGUCCCGACCAAUUGUGCCCAAGGCCCUGCCGCCCCAGGCCACGAGUCCUCUGGCCAGUACGUUAGCCUGUGCUAUCGACUUGGCUGCGAAAAGUGCCGGCAUCCUCCCUGGGAGCCCCCUGCCCAUCAUGGAGGCCGAGGGCUUGUCGAGCAUCUCGCCGCUGUCUUCAGACAAGGUGUCAGCUGCGGUCCCAGGUCAGGACCCAGCCAGAACCCACCAGAGUGAAGACCCUGUCCCCCCUGUGGAGGGCUCCAGGGAGUCCUUCAUCAGUGUCCCCUCGAGGCCUGGACAGGAGCCAGUGACAGAGAGUUUUCAGCAGGGUUCGCCUGUUCUCUCCCUGUCUGAGCUGCCCAAGGCUCACCUCCAGAACGGCCCCUCUGCACCCCUUCCCUCCUCGGAGGGUUCCAGCACUCGGCUCUCUCCGCCCAAUGUCUCUGCGCUGCUGGACAUCUCCCUGCCUGGUCCGCCCGAGGAUGUGCUCUCGCAGGGAGAGCCCGCCACGCAGAUCAGCGACUCCAUCAUUGAGAUCGCCAUCAGCUCCAGCCAGUUUGGUGAAGGGGUCCCUCUCUCUCCAGCAAAACUGAAUGGCAGUGACAGCUCCAAGAGUCCUCCCUCUCCGUCCAGCAGCCCCCAGCCCAACUGGAUUGCCUCCCCUACCCAUGACCCUCAGUGGUACCCCAGCGACUCUACAGACUCCUCGCUUAGCAGCUUGUUUGCGAGCUUCAUCUCCCCAGAGAAGAGCCGGAAGAUGCUGCCAACCCCUGCCGGGACCAACAGCGGCACCUCCUUGCUAGGUCCCAGUUUGCUGGAUGGAAACUCACGAGACUCGUUUGUGUCCAGGUCCCUGGCAGAUGUCGCAGAGGUGGUGGACUCCCAGCUGGUGUGCAUGAUGAACGAAAACAGCAUUGAUUACAUAUCUCGGUUCAACGACCUGGCCCAAGAGCUGUCCGUCACUGAGCCAGGCCGCCGAGAGGUUCUGUUUGACGGUGGUGGAGGUGGCCCCCCUGUUGGUGACCUCUCCCAGUGACCGAGCCUCAUGACAGGGCCUCCUGAAGGCUGCAGAGAGCUUAUGGGGCUGGCGUCCUUGUGUGCGGGCGAGGCCCUCUCCACACGGGAGAGAACACAGCGACUCCAGGAUCCCAGAGGAUGGGGUGAACAGAGGCACCUCUGCACCCCAGAGUGUGCACCAUGUGGGAGCAGCUGGUCCCAGGGUCGUGCCCCACCAGCGGGGGCUGCCGAGGUCACGAGACGCGGUUGUGUUCUGGGGAAGGCCGACGUCAGAUCCUGGUCCGUGCUGGGAUCGGUGUGGUGUCCGGUUUCGGUCUGCACUCUCCCGGGACUGUGGUGCCGGACAUUCCAGUGGGUUUUCUUCUAUAGAAAGGGGUGCGUGCCUUGGCAGGGACGUUGCUGCCUGGGGAGGGGUCGUCUCCCCUCUCUGUUUCUGCCAAACCUGUGCCACAGUUGGGCUGCCUUCGGCAGAGUGAUGUUGGGGUACAGAGGGCGUGGCCAGGCCUGUGCCUGGUGGUGUCUGCUCCCUGAGACCACAAGUACUUGAAGGGACACUGGUCACAGGGCAGCAGGAGGGUCCCAGGCGGUGUAACCAGAAGCAUCCCCCAGUAUUCUGGUCCUCUCCCCCGAUCUGGGCGCUGUGAACCGACUUCACGGGAAGAGGGGAAGAGCCAGGUCUGGCGCAGGCCGUGUGGACUUCCUGGGACCCCCCGCCCUGGUCCACGUGUUCCUUGUGCUCAGCUGGUGUCCUCCCGUGGUCCACCUGCAAGUUUCUGCUUACGUCAUCCGCGACGUCACUGCGCUGCGUUGGGGUGGCCCUGAACACCGAGGCAAGCUCUUGAGCCGUUCACGCACUCUCCUUGGUGCCGGGAACAGUCCUGCCUCUGCGGCAGUGCCGCUCCUCCCCUGACACUGGUGCACAGUGUGCCCUGUGCCCGGUGCGUGGAUGGCGUCCUCGGCAUGCCCGGGAGCCUCCCGUGUGCCCGGUGCGUGGAUGGCGUGCCCGGGAGCCUCCUGUGUGCCCGGUGCGUGGAUGGCGUCCUCGGCAUGCCCGGGAGCCUCCCGUGUGCCCGGUGUGUGGAUGGCGUCCUCAGCGUGCCCGGGAGUCUCACGUGUGCCUUUCCCCUGAGGCCUCCAUUGCUCUCCUGUUCAGGGAACCUCAGCAAAGUCCAGACGUCUGGGUGUCGUCCGAACUCCCAAGCCCGUGUCCUUUUGCUGGUCGGCCUCUUGUAGCGGCGUUUGGUGGCAGUGGUCAUUACCGCAGAUGGCCCCAUGUCCAGGCUUUGCGCAGAGUGAGGCUGUCAAGGGCUCCUUUGCACCAUCAGCCUCGGGGUCCCAGCACCCAAGUCCCUGUCCAGCCCUGGACAGUGUGGCUGACAGCCAGCGCUGCUGCCCCGCCCAGACGCCACCGUCUGCUCCUCUGGCUCCUCUGCCCAGCUGCAGUGCAGAGGGGAACCGGUGUGAAGAGGAUGGAGUGGACUCGGACACAGGCAGCGUGGAUGGUGCAGUCCUGUCCCCCCACCCCCAGGUGCUGCAGCCCCCCAGGCUUCAGGCAGGUCAGAGGUCAGCAGAACCAGAGCGGGCGGGGUCUCUGUCUUCAGAGCUCGACUCCGUGUGUGCACACUCCGUCCCAAAGCAGAGGAGGAUAGGCACAAGGGGUGGCUUUCCCACACAUGCCCCGGGUGUCACCCACGCAGAGCCUGUUCCUGGAGCUGAAGAUGGGGUGGGGCCUGGGGUUGGCAGAAAAACAAUGGGUGCUGUUCUGCCUGUCUGAAUGAAUAUUCAUGUGCACCCCCUGCCCCUGCCCUGCAGUGCUGGUGGGAUCUUCACCCGGAUCCAUCUUGGGGGAGUGAGGCUGGUGUGGCCUCAGGUCUUGGGAGUGCACGGUCACACAGGGCCGACCAAGCCUUUGACCACAAGGCGCUCUCUUCGCCUUGGGUUGCUUGCUCAGGGAGUGGGGGUCUGUGGGGACAGCAGGCUGCACUCUGCCAGCCGCACCAGGGCCUCGCGGGGCCGCAGCAUCUUUAGAUCAGACUGUUGAAGUCGCGGGAUUCAAGACACCAGAACAGCUGCAUUUUCUGUUAAAGCCUUGAGCUUCCCCAGGAGGUAGCGCACUUUGUCUUGGGAAGGAAGCGAUUAAUCUUCACAGAGGAAGGAGCCCCACUGUCCGCCUUUGCCAGCUGUCACCCCCCCUCCCGUGGCGUGGGUCCAGUCCUGGAGGCCUCCCCACGGGUGCAGGCCCCGGAGCUGGUCUGGGCGGCAGCACUCACUGCUACUUGCUUUUAUAAUCGUUAAGCCAUAUCAUCGGAGGUUUUCGGCUGUUUGAGAUGUGAAUUGUUUUAUAGAUUAUAAAUACACAGUGUAUGUAUAAAGCAGAAUGCCUGCCUUUCUCGAUUAUUUUUUGUACCAUAUUGUAAAUUAUAUUAUUUAUUCUUUACCAAUUUUGGGAAUAAAAGGUGUUUUGGUUAUUUAAUAAACAAAAGCUGUUAAACUUAUGUUUAAAUUUCCAGUUCCACUUGUAAAUGUU
Molecule: messenger RNA, 6378 nt
Organism: Lepus europaeus (European hare)
Lineage: Eukaryota; Metazoa; Chordata; Mammalia; Lagomorpha; Leporidae
Gene: CRAMP1
Product: cramped chromatin regulator homolog 1
Exons: 21
Coding region: 85-3870 (1261 amino acids)
Biological process (GO): pattern specification process
Cellular component (GO): nucleus
Molecular function (GO): chromatin binding
Source: RefSeq, a predicted model, not a curated record